CUUUUGUCUGAAUUAUUUGUUUACAUCUGAUGGCUGACUCAACAAACCACAACUUAUUCUACAACUUUUCCUUAUAAGAUCAUUAAUAACCUUCCUAGUGUCUUUCUGACCUAAUUGACGUACGGAGGAGUCAUUAGUGAUUAAUUAAGGUAUGGAAUUAAGACCCCAGAGAUCGUCACCAGCAUGGAGGAAGGUGUCGAGACAACCAAGACAGAUUUUCUCGACGUCUCGCGGUUCCUCAGUGUUUACAUGUUAGAAGAUGACGGACUGGAGAGCGAGCCUCCCGAGAACUCCAAGUUGGUCGAUCCGCUGGAUAUUCCCGACGACGUCAAUAUUAACAACAAGAAAGACAGUUGCAGUUUGUCACUGGCCGAUAAUCAAUGUCCGUACUGCCGUAAGACGAUGGCCCGCAACAAGAUAAGGGUCCACCUCCGCACACACACGGGCGAGAAACCGUACGCGUGCGACGUGUGCCACAAACGCUUCUCUCGCUCGGAUAAGUUGACCGUCCACAAACGUCUACACACGGGAGAAAAACCUUACGUGUGUUUCUGCAGCAAGAGGUUCAUGCGCGUCGACUACCUCAAGAUGCACGCCAUGACUCACAACAUCGGGUCGGACCAGAGGAAGUCGCUGCUACAGGUCGCCAGGAAGCAGGACCUGGCGAAGAGAGGUCUGCCGGACGCCACGGCAGCGUACGAAUGUUCGUACUGCGGGAAGAAGUUCAGCAAGAGCUACAAGUAUCACCGUCACCAGACGGUUCACACGGGAGCCAAACCCAACGUCUGCUUCUGCGGCGCCCGGUACUCUCGCCCGGAGAGAUUACGUCAACACCAGGCCGACAAACACCGCUCCGCAGACGACGGCGGCCCCCGACGGGAGACCCCCGAACCCGCUCCCGGACCGACGACCGCGGACGCCGCCGAGACAGAGGGCGUCGCCGCGACGACCAUCACCGUAGAGGAAGGCAGCGCGGUCGCCGUGGAGACGGAGGGCGUCGUCGUCCACGGUGAUAAACCCUCCAGAAGUAAAGGAAUCCCCCGAGGCAGCGGCGGCCACACGUGCCAGUACUGCAGCAAGACCUUCAAGAAGAGGAACAAACUGAUGAUCCACCUGAGGAGCCACACGGGGGAGAAGCCCCACCAGUGUGAGUCCUGCGGGAAGGCCUUUGCCCGCAGAGACCACAUGCUCAAGCACGUCGGCGUACACCUCAGGCACAGGAGACGCUCGUACCACGUCAAGGACGACGUCAAGGAGGAGGCCGUCGAAGAUCUCCUCCGGGACGUAAAGAUAGAGGAGGAGGAGGAGGAGAAGGUGUUCCCCUGUGAGGUGUGCGGCCACGUCUUCAAGAAGGCGUACAACCUUCACACCCACAUGGGGACACACAGCCAGAGGACGUUUUACGACUGUGGCAUCUGUCAGAAACAGUUUAAGGUCAAGAAGAACUACGAGGCCCACCUCCUCAACCACGAGACGGCCGACGACACCGACCUGGAGAAGGCCAGAGUACAGCGGGCGCGGUGCAUGGUGUGCGGCAAGUGGUUCGUCUCCCAGAGCAGCCUGGAGACGCACGUCCGCACGCACACCGGGGAACGACCCUUUAAGUGCCAACACUGCGACAACGCGUUCAUCCGUAAGGCGGACAUGUUACGUCACACCAAAUCCCACACGGGAGAAAAACCUCACCGGUGCGAUUACUGUUUCAGAACGUUUAUACGCAAGGACAAACUUAUGUUCCACAUCAAGAAACACAAAGACGGAGGAGAUGUACUUCUGUUCUGUCCUAGCUCAGACGCGUAGUUUAUGCCGUCGACCCCCCUAGACCGCCCAAACGCUUCAUGUAUGUGGACAUAACUUCUCUCAACGUUCCAUCAAAUUUGUGUCUAGUUUCAGCAUCGGAUUACACUCGAUCAGUCAUUUGUACGCAGCAACAGAUUACACUCGAUCAGUCAUUUGUACGCAGCAACAGAUUACACUCGAUCAGUCAUUUGUACGCAGCAACAGAUUACACUCGAUCGGAUCAUUUGUGUCCCCGAACGUUUGUAAAGAGAGAAGUUACCUGUAGUUACUGUACCAACCAAUGGCCUGUGUAGUAUUGACUUAACUAUACAGGGUGUGUCAAUAGUCCUGCAACAUAUGUACAGGGUGUGUCAGAGGUUUAACACACAUUUAUUGUAAAUACAGUGAUUGUUUUUGUCUUGUGAUGGGUAACUGAAGUGAACACAUACAUACAUACAUACACCUUUAUCUACACACACACACACACACACACAUCAAAAAUCACCUAAAGUUUAAGAAUAUAUUUAUUUCCUCUCUAGUCUUAUCGUUCUUCUGUUUACUAUAAAGUUAUAUUAAAAUAAACAAAUAAAUCAAGUUUCUUUUGGUGUUUUUGUUAAUGAUAAAGUUAUGUGGUUUUUAAUUGUUUUAUAUAACAAAGAAAUUUUUUUUAAAGAUACAGUGAUAUUGUCCGUAUGUUUGUAUGAUAAAGUAAUAUGAAAAACAAGGAUAAAAAACUGUAUUUGUUUGUGUUUUUGUUACAGAUAAAACGAUAUUAAAACACAGCCGAGGGCCUCCUAUCAAAAUCAAAACACGUUAUAAACAAACGGAGAGAAAAACACAAUUAAAACGCAAAUAUUCCCAUGACCCUAAAGUAACGAUUAAUCCUAUAUUACCCGGAGAAAAAAAAAUGGAGUACAGUUAUUAUUAUUUUAGUUCGAUUUCAAAGUCUUCGUUAGCCCCCCCCCAUCACCCCCCACCCCAGUGUGAGAUACCAAAGAUUAUUAUAGAUUAUCGUGGAUUUUUAGCUUUUAUAUUUUUCUGGUGUGAUAAAUUCUACGUUAUUUUGUUAAUGUCCGAGGUGUUUUAAUUUUUAAUGUGACAUGAGCGAAUAUUUUGUUUUACGGGACGUUAUUUAUGUUAUGAUAUGUUAGUAUUUUGUUCAAGUCGGAUCCUUGAUAUAAUGGACUUUCAUCUCGAUAUAGUUCAUUAAAUAGAGGUUUAACAUCUAACAGACCCUUGAUAUAAUGGACUUUCAUCUCUAUAUAGUUCACUACAUAGAGGUUUUACAUCAUACAGACCCUCGAUAUAAUGGACUUUCAUCUCUAAAUAGUCCAUUACAAAGAGGUUUCGUUGACGUCAUAAACAUUCCAUGAACAUUAUGCAUCGCCACAGAUGUUAGUCUACAUCUGUCUGCCAUCACCUGCCAUACAGAUCCUGCCAUACAGAUCUUGCCAUACAGGUCAAAAUUGUAUAAAUAACAUCAAAUACAUUAAUACAUUGUUAUAAACAUAUUUUUUCAAAGUAUAUGUAUAAAUUUUAUUUCAAUGUGAUUGUUUCUGUAACGUUUGAUGUAUUCAGACGAUAAAUACCCAAUAAUUAAAUACAUUUAUCAGCGCA
Molecule: messenger RNA, 3396 nt
Organism: Homarus americanus (American lobster)
Lineage: Eukaryota; Metazoa; Arthropoda; Malacostraca; Decapoda; Nephropidae
Product: zinc finger protein 2-like
Exons: 3
Coding region: 184-1800 (538 amino acids)
Biological process (GO): regulation of transcription by RNA polymerase II
Cellular component (GO): nucleus
Molecular function (GO): RNA polymerase II cis-regulatory region sequence-specific DNA binding; DNA-binding transcription factor activity, RNA polymerase II-specific
Source: RefSeq, a predicted model, not a curated record